Messenger RNA from Arxiozyma heterogenica, 1479 nucleotides. It is a transcript of the gene VMA13, whose product is annotated as H(+)-transporting V1 sector ATPase subunit H. Gene Ontology annotation, cellular component: vacuolar proton-transporting V-type ATPase, V1 domain; fungal-type vacuole membrane. The transcript has a single exon. Bases 1 to 1479 code for a protein of 492 amino acids. Gene Ontology annotation, biological process: proton transmembrane transport. The record is from RefSeq and is a predicted model, not a curated record. NCBI's taxonomy places the organism in Eukaryota, Fungi, Ascomycota, Saccharomycetes, Saccharomycetales, Saccharomycetaceae. Gene Ontology annotation, molecular function: proton-transporting ATPase activity, rotational mechanism.
AUGAGUGAACCUGUUCAGAUUUUGUUAGAUAGUACGCAUUUUAUGGAGAUUCGUAAUGCAUUACGUUCUCGUUCUGUUGCAUGGGAUGCAUUGACUAGAUCGUCUGAAUUAAGUGAAUUAGAUGCUUCAAUAGCUAAAAAAUUGGAAACUUUGCUGAUUAAAAAUAUAAAUGGACAUGAUAAAGAGUUGAGGAAUCUACGUAUCGAUGGCACAUGGAUUGAACCUUUGAUUCAUUUGUUAUCAACUUCAGAGAACAGUGAUUCUAUUAAGUCUGUUCAAAAUUUGAUAUCAGAAUUAUUAACAUCUGAUAAAUAUACAAUUGCACAAGAUACAAUCAAAUAUUUCCAAAUGAAUCCUGACCAAUUAGUCAAGCUUUAUGAUAUCUCAUUUAAAGAAAACGACGAUUUACAAACUAUUUUAAUUUCUUCAUUUAAUAUUGUGUCAUUAUUGAAUCAAGUUCAAUUGGUUAACGUAUCUUUAGUAGAAAAGCUGAUUAACAACGAUCGUUUCAUUUCAAUUUUACAAAAUACAAGUCAAAUGGAUGCUUGUUAUGUUUGCAUUAGACUUGUACAAGAAUUAUGCACUGUCAAAGAAUAUAGAAGUAUACUAUGGGAAAAUAAUAAACGAUUUAUACCUACAGUGUUUAAGAUUAUUUCCAAGAAUUUAAAUUCUCAAAAAAAUUACAACAGUACUAAUAAUAAUGCAUAUUCUAGUAGUCAGCAAGAAAGACCAAUUUUUGUCAAUACUAAUACUAAUAAUUUGGGUAUUCAAUUACAAUACUAUUCAUUAUUAUUAAUUUGGUUAUUGACUUUUGAUACAAGGAUUGCUUCUGAUAUGGAAAAACAAUAUUUGAACAAUUUUUUGAAUUUAUUCCAAUUGAUUAGAAUCACUAUAAAGGAAAAGAUUUCAAGACUGUGUAUAGCCAUAAUAUUACAGUGCUGUUCCAAAGAGAUAAAAGGUCAUAAAACAUUUAUCAAAGAUUUAAUUUUAUUAGGAAACGGCAUCCCUACUUUAAAUAGUUUGAGUGAAAGAAAGUACUCUGAUGAAGAAUUAAGAUCUGACAUCACCACUUUAAAGACACUUUUAGAAGAGGAAUACAAGGAAUUAACAUCUUUUGACGAAUAUUUGGCAGAAAUCAACUCUAAACUUAUCUGUUGGUCUCCACCACAUGUCGACAACUCCUUUUGGUGUGAUAAUAUUGACAGAUUUAAGCAGGACAAUUGGAAAUUAUUUAAGAAAUUGAUUGAAUUAUUAAUUGAAUUUAAAGAUUCAAAUGAACCUAAUGAUAAGAUUGUAAUUCAGGUGUUGUUGAAUGAUAUCACCCAUGUAAUUGAAUUAUUACCGGAAGAAAGUGUAAACAUAUUAAAUAAAUUAAACGGAAAGGUUGUUAUCAUGGAAUUAUUAAAUCAUAGUGAUUCUAGAAUAAAGUUUGAAGCCUUAAAGGCUACCCAAUCUGUUAUUGGAUAUACAUUCAAAUAG